AACAGAGAAGUAAUUGUAUAUGUAAGAGUGAGGCAACCGUAGCAGAAGGGGCAGACGCAGAAGGAGAGUGAGACGAAGGGGGGAAAAGGAGAGACGCACGUUGUCUUCGGGAUGGGGGCACCGGGAAAGGAGACGGAGAUGAAGGAAGUGCAGGAUGAGGACAUGAAUCUGAGUUUUGAUGCUUUGAAAGAGGAACCAGGGAUGUAGGGAGAAAAGGAGGCGGCCAAUCAACAAAAAUCGUGUUUUACGAUACAAAGUUGGGGGAUUCUUGAGGUAGCAAGCGAGGUGUUUUUAAAAGAGCGUGUUUUGAUAAAAGUUGUAGAGAAGGGCAGAGAAAGUGUAUACUCCAGAAAGAGAGACAGGAAAAGGGGAAGGGCCUUGGUCUCCUCCUCUCCAGCUGACAAAAACAGCUGCCCAGGAGGACAGAGGUGGAGAAGAAGACUCGCAGGGUGAACGGACGGAAAGAGAGAGAAACUACUGGACCCCGAUCACCUAUAUGGGUUGUGUCCUGAGCUCAGAUUGGUGUGGAGAAGGAGAGGUGCAACCGGUGCCGGUGGUCCAAAGUUCGUCUCUGAAGAGAAGGAGUCUGGAGAGGAGUGACAGCAGCAGGAUGAGGCUCACUAAGGCAGGGAAGGGAGAGCCCCAUGUCUUCAAGGAAAAGACGUUCAAGAAGAAACGGCAGUGCAGCGUGUGUCGACAGAACAUCGACAACGUGGGCUCCUUCUGCAGAGUAUGCAAGACAGGCACCCACAGGAAGUGUGAGGGCAAGGUGACGUCUGCAUGCAUCCCACCUCCCUCCAAUGAUCUGCAGCGUAGAGGAACAGCUCCUUCUCGACACAACCAACACAUGGGAUCAACCAAGUCUCUAACCUACACCAAACAGAGGAACACCCUACCGAGGAGCUUCAGUGUGGACCGUGUGAUGGAGCGCGUGAUGGAGCGCCACUACGACUUCGACCUGACGUACAUCACUGAGAGGAUCAUUUCUGUCUUCUUCCCUCCAAAGCUGGAAGAGCAAAGAUACCGGCUCAAUCUGAAGGAAGUGGCCGCCAUGCUCAAAUCCAAACAUCAGGACAAGUUUCUGCUCCUGAACCUCUCUGAAAGACGCCAUGACAUCACCCGACUAAACCCAAAGGUCCACGACUUUGGCUGGCCUGACCUCCAUGCCCCGCCGCUGGAUAAGAUCUGUGCCAUAUGUAAGGCCAUGGAGAACUGGCUGACCUCUGACCCCCAGCACGUGGUGGUCCUUCACUGCAAGGGCAACAAAGGGAAAACGGGUGUGAUUAUUGCAGCCUACAUGCACUACAGCAAGAUCUCUGCAGGAGCGGACCAGGCUCUCAGUACUCUGGCCAUGAGGAAGUUCUGUGAAGAUAAGGUGUCCUCUUCCCUCCAGCCGUCCCAAAACAGGUAUAUUUAUUACUUUGGAGGCCUUCUCUCUGGGGCGAUAAAGAUGAACAGCAGCCCUCUCUUCCUCCACCAAGUUCUUAUCCCAUCACUUCCCAACUUCCAGGGUGAAGGAGGUUACCACCCCUUCUUGAAGAUCUAUCAGUCCAUGCAGCUGGUCUACACUUCAGGCAUAUAUGACCUUCAAGGCACUGGUGGGAGGCGACUGUGUGUGUCCGUCGAACCGGCCUUGUUGCUGAAAGGUGACAUCAUGGUGAAAUGCUACCACAGGCGGGCCCACGGUGCCGACAGAGACACGGUGUUCAGGCUGCAGUUCCACACCUGCACCAUCCAUGGAUCCCAGCUCUGGUUUGGAAAGGGGGAACUGGAUGAAGCUUUCACCGAUGAACGAUUUCCAUCCGAUGCCACUGUAGAGUUCGUCUUCUCCUCGGGUCCUGAAAGGGUCAAAGGCCGUGAAUACCACAAAAACGACCCAGCUGUCAUCGUCGACUACAACACUUCAGAUCCAGUGGUUCGCUGGGACUCCUAUGAGAACUUUAACCAGCGAUAUCAGGACAGCCUGGAGGACAUUGCACAUACCCGAGGUCCUUUAGAUGGAAGUCUUUACGCUCAGAUAAAGAAGCGACGAGGUCCCAGCUCUGGUUCUCUGACCUCAACCAAUGGCAGCAGCCCAGCGGGAGGCCCUGCAGAAGACAGACCUGAUCAUCUGAUCCCUCAAGGUUCCGACUCAGGCCUUUCAGCCCAUUCCCUCCACUUGAACCAAUCAUCAGUCCAUCCUGAUCACCCAGAGGAACUUGUUCGCCCACCACCACCGACCAGACAGGAAAGGGAGGAGCUGGAACGUCUCCUUGGUGGGAUUGAGGGAAACAAGGAUGGAGAGCGAGAGACUGCCAUUUUAGAUGAUGGCGAUUCCUGGCCCCCGGAGAGAAUUGGGACAUUGAGGCUCAAUCGGUCAUGUUCUUGCAGGGAUGAUUACCGGUCUCAGCGCUGUGCUGAACCGGGGUGUGACCGCACCCUCCUCAUGCCAAAUGGCUACUGUCUUGAUAGAGCUCCCGGCACUAAUGGGCACCAUGGGGCGACCCCUUCCACCAGUCCAAACCCAGCUGGUCCUCCAUCACACAUGGAUAUGUGUCAACAUUACAGCCCACAUACCCACCAGUCCCUUCCUCCACCAGAUCUAGUGUGGGACCGUCAGAGUGGCCCACCCCACUACUUACACCGCUCCUGUUCAGAGGCGCCCUCAUCUAGACAUAUUUGUCCGUACCCAUCACCAGACCUCACCCCUCAUUCUCAUAAUCCGCCACACCACCAUCCCGUACCUGCUGCUGGUCGACUUUACUGUCGUGAAGAUGUUCCCUUCCAUUAUCCUCCUCCACCUCUCAGUCACCACCACACCCACUCACACCACCCAAAACCCUCCACCAGUCCAACUUACCAUGACAUAAUGCUGAUGGAUAACCUACCGCCCUCUAGCUGUCCUUGUAGGGACUGCAGCAUUAGAAGAGAAGAUUCAGCUGCCUAUCACACCCUGAGGCUAGAGCGCGGUGACAGCUUUCAUUGGGACAGAGAGGCAGAGCUUCAACAACGAGAGGCAGGACUCAGGAGAACGAGGGAGACGGAAUUAACCAGAGGGCCAGAACUUCACUGGGAGAGGGAUCCUGGGCUCAGACGAGGCAGAGAGCUGUCACUCCACUGGGAGCGGGACAGGGAGGCGGAACUGCAGUGGGAAAGGGACAGAGAAGCAGAAUACUGGCACAGACGGGCCACCGUAGCCUCCUACGGCCCACAGGGACACGAUCUGCCAGCCUUCAGUUUUGACCCUUUACCGUCAGGUCACCCAGCUUAUCCAGAGGCGUCAAGGUCCCACGCUCAUUCCCACCUGGAUCUGAAGUACAGCAGCAGUAGCAGCGGGUACCAAACACCACGUCAGGCAUGCCCCUGCUCACCGUAUCAGCCCUCGCCAUCUGAAAGCAGAGGCUAUGCCUCGGGCUACCAGUCAGAGUCCACAUCUCCUCUGCCUCCUCCUUCCUCCAUGGUGGGGACUUGCAGCCACAGCAACGGGCCAGCAGACCAUAUCCCUAACCACCACCACCACCAUGCGGAUUCACAACAGUCAUACAGCUCUGAUUCACACACUGAUGGCCUUCGUAGCUCCGGUGAAAGCGUGGGCUGGAGGGAUCACAUCACUCAUGGGUCUUUCAGGAGGGUCCACAGAGAUGCUCAUGUGGCCUGCUCCACACCAUCCGAUAUGUCUGGACCAUCGACACCAGUCCACACCAGUAGCCCACUACGCACACAGGAGAGUCCCAGUCCCGCAGGCAGAGAUUAUGAGAUCCGGACCACAGAUAUCAUCAGCAGUGACAACGAGGGUUCCCCAUCACAAGACGGACACUUUAGUAAUGCUAACGUCAUUCAGGAAUCAUCAGCACACCCAAAAACAAGCACCAAACAGGAGGACCCUUUAUCACCCACCAAACCAGAUUCCCCACGGGUAGAUCCCCCCAAAGCCACAGCGCCUCACCAAAACUGCACCAUAGAUGCACCCUCUGCUUCCCCUCUUGACUCUGUGACACCGACCACAACAAGCCGGGAGCACUGCCAGGUUCCCUCAUCAUCAGCACCAAACACACAUCCCCAGACUCUCCCUCUCAAUCCUUCAGAAGCUGCUGCUGUCCCUUCCACCGUGGUCCAGACAGUCACCCCUUCUCAGACCCAAACCCAAGCCAAUGGACUGAGUUCAGCACAUGUGAAUGGAUUGUCACCAACAAAGUCUCACCCAGAGGGCCCCAAAUCCCCCACUUCCAACCCUCCAUCGGCCCCUGCAUCAUCCCCAUCCUCACAGCCUGGGUCCAGCAGCAUGGAUGGCUCUCCGGUCUCAGAUGUCCCAGUUCCUGGUUUUGCCACCCUGGGCAGGAGGUUAAUGUUGAGUGGGUCAGAAUCCCACCACCCUAACUACCUGCAGCACCAUGGACCCCCCCACCACCACUACGCCAUCCUGGACCACAGUGCUCCUCUAGACGCUAGUAAGAGAAAUGGCUAUUUUGGUCCUGCCCYGCACCUGCCCCCGGCCUCCUACUCCAACUACUCCACUAUUUCCAUCCCUCUCCCCCACCCACAACCACCUCUGCCAGAGAAGCGACAUCAUCCUGCCCAGCCGGGCUCCCCCUGUGAGGGGGUGAGGCCAAAUGUGGGCCAGGCACCUCCUUCUGCCCAGCAUCAGCACCAUGUUACGUUUUCUCCCAUGGUGGGGGAAAUUGCACCGCUUGCAGGACACAACGAAGAAGUGGAGGGUGAGACCACAAACCGAGUCAGUGUCAAGUUCGUCCAAGAUAGUUCAAGGUUCUGGUACAAACCAGGCAUCUCUAGAGAGCAAGCCAUCGCUGCUCUGAAGGAGAGAGAGCCAGGAACUUUCCUGGUCAGGGACAGCAACUCCUUCCAGGGAGCCUAUGGCCUGGCUCUGAAGGUGGCCACGCCUCCGCCCAAUGCAAGCCUCAGCAGCAAAGCAAGCGACCCCCUGGAGCAGCUGGUGAGACACUUUCUGAUAGAAACAGGCCCUCGGGGAGUGAAGAUCAAAGGGUGUCAGAAUGAGCCACACUUUGGGAGCCUCUCUGCACUAGUCUAUCAGCAUUCUAUCACACCCAUUUCUCUGCCCUGCGCUCUUAAAAUCCCAGAGAAAGAUCUUGUAGGAGAAGUGCAGGAGGUUCAACCAGUCACCAACAUCAGCACAGCAGCAGACCUGCUGAAACAAGGAGCAGCCUGCAAUGUUCUCUACCUGAACUCUGUGGAAACCGAGUCGCUGACCGGCCCCCAAGCGAUCGCCAAAGCAACGGACGCCACACUGGGUCGGAACCCUCGGCCGUCUGCCACCGUGGUCCAGUUCAAGGUGACAUCGCAGGGCAUCACACUGACCGACAGCCAGCGGAGAGUUUUCUUCAGGAGACAUUACCCUGUUAACAGUGUCACCUUCAGCAGCGUUGAUCCAAAGGACAGGAGGUGGACUAACUCUGACAACGCAAUGGUUCAGGUGUUUGGUUUUGUUGCCAGGAAACCAGGCAGCACAGCGGAGAACGUGUGCCACCUUUUCGCGGAGCUGGACCCCGAGCAGCCCGCUUCUGCCAUAGUCAACUUCAUCAACAAGGUCAUGCUAGCACAGCGCAGAUGAAGAAACCCAGAGUCCGUCAAUCAAACCGGCAGACCGUUCAGUAUUUGUUCGUUUUUUCCUAUCACAACUCCUCCUGGAAUGAGGAGGCUUCUUGACAGAGCGGAGCCAGCGUUCAUCAGGGGCUGUUACCAAGAGGCAAGAUGGAGGAUUAAAUGACCUACUCUAGAUAUAGUUGGCAUUUUGAAUCGAAAUCUGAUCAUCUCCGUCAGUGUGGAUCUACUGAAGAUGGAAUGGCCUGUGAUGUGCCAACUAUUGGCUGGAGGAAAAAAAAGUUUAUUUUAACUAUAAAUCAGAUAUCUUGUCUAUUUUUCUUUUUAAAAUGUUUCUAUUGCAUCAGCUGAAACUAUUUUUCAGGUAAAAGUUUUAUUACCCAAUGUCUGUUCUUUCCCCUUGAUUCAAUAACGCCACUGUGCUCCUCUGAUUUUAUUGUCAGUAAAUAAAAACGAUUUGUUAAAUGUAACUAUGGUAACAGGAUUGUCCUGAUCAGGAUUUUUCAGUCCCCCAAUGCGAAUGUCAAUAAAAACUCCCUACCCGAUAUGUGAUUAAAAAUCAACGUCAUGCAUCUGAUGUGAGAUAAUAUUACACAUGUAUUAGUGCUAUCAUUAAGCCUGCAGCUAACAAUUAUUUUAGUAAGGGAUUAUUUUAUCAAUUACUCCAACGAUUAAUCAGUUAAUCUGACACAGGUUACAGAUUUUGUAUUUAACUACUUAAGCCUUUUUAUACGUUACAGAUAUAUUGAAAGAUGCAAAUAAAUAUUGCAAUUAAUUUCUUUAAAAAAGAAAACAUUUUAUGGCCUAAAAAUGCUUAAUAUAGCAUUAAUUUUGUGAAUUUGACAGACAAAAUUGUUUUUUGCAGUUUAGUACAGUUUUGGUUUAAUCACUGCUCUGAAUGUAUAAUCCUUUAAACAAUCAAUUAGUUAAUUACUUCAAUAAGGAUUCAUCGCAAUUAAUCUGAAUAAUCAUUUCAGCCCAAGUUGUGAUUGUGUUCACUAUCAUUCCAAAUUCUGCUGACUAAUCGGUUUUUAUAGACGGGGAUGGAUAUUCUUCUCCAGGUCAGCCUCAAUGUACAGCCCCAAUUCAUUUAUUGAACUUAAUAUCAUUUCUGUGUAAUGUGUUAACAUUACCCAAUCUGUCCUGAUAAAACAUAAACUGUGGGAUAACAUCAUAUUACUUGUGAAGCCGUCACUAAUCGAUGGUGAAGUACUUUUAUGUUUUAUCUGACUGAUGAACUAAUCUUGCCUUUUGAUAAACACCCCUGAUUAAAUGACAACGCGAUGUGCCAUACAGUUGCCUUCAACACAGACAGAAAUGAACAAACAGCUCUUGUGAGGUUUGAACAUUUGAAACAUGGCUGCCUUAAAUGACAGCAGAUUUGUAUAUUUUGUACCAGUCUAAAAAAAAUAUUCUUAUUUUUAUGUUUAAGAGUAACCAAAGUGAUGUAAUUAACUUCCUGUAUGUAGAGACAUUAAGUAUUCUAAUGUACGUAAAGCACAUCCACAUCGGCACCUUUCACCUGCAUUUACCACAUUUAUAAUCAGAACCGACAAUCAUGUUUGGGUUAAACUCACAUUUGUCCGUUCACUCAGAGCGAGCCAGGGGAGGCAAACCCGAACGUGAGUUUUUUUGAUCUUGCGAUGAGAGUUGUGCGCGUGCUGAAGGUGAACGUGGGGUGAGAUGGUUAAACUCGUCCAGUAAAGGUUUAGCCAUGUCUGGUUUUUCCCAAAGUAAUGCAUGUGAAUCAGGGCUGAAGCUAAACUGUAAAACGGACUCUUCUACAGGGCGGCAUGGUGGGAAAAUGUUUGCAGCUAUUGUUUGAACAAAAUGAAAACAUAAAUGACACCAAUGUUAGAGUUUUUAAAAACGCACACACACACACACACACACGCACACACACACACACACACACACACACACACACACACACACACA
Poecilia reticulata (guppy) is the source of this 7494-nucleotide messenger RNA. It is a transcript of the gene tns2a, whose product is annotated as tensin 2a. Gene Ontology annotation, biological process: peptidyl-tyrosine dephosphorylation. Lineage: Eukaryota; Metazoa; Chordata; Actinopteri; Cyprinodontiformes; Poeciliidae. The record is from RefSeq and is a predicted model, not a curated record. Gene Ontology annotation, molecular function: protein binding; protein tyrosine phosphatase activity. Gene Ontology annotation, cellular component: focal adhesion.